Nerophis lumbriciformis (worm pipefish) is the source of this 3333-nucleotide messenger RNA. The record is from RefSeq and is a predicted model, not a curated record. NCBI's taxonomy places the organism in Eukaryota, Metazoa, Chordata, Actinopteri, Syngnathiformes, Syngnathidae.
AUGGGACACAGAGCUGCACUUCUGCUCAGUGAGCUGCUGCUGCUGCUGUUGCUGCAAACAGCCUCACGCACUCUCCUUGCAGUCAGCUUCCCUGAGGACAUUGCACCCCUGGAUGUCGUUGACGCACACUUUACUCGGAGGUACCCUGUUUUCAGAGGCAGGCCCUCUGGAAAUGAGUCGCAGCAUCGCCUCGACUUUCAGCUGAUGACCAAGAUACAAGACACGCUCUUCAUCGCUGGCAGAGAUCAGGUGUACCUUGUAAGUUUAAGAGAAUCCUACAGGAAUGAGAUCAUCCCAUACCGGAAGCUGACAUGGCGAUCAGGCCAGGCUGACAGGGAGAUGUGUGCUGUCAAAGGAAAACACAGGGAUGAAUGCCAUAACUUCAUCAAAGUGCUGGUUCCCAGAAAUGACGAUCUGGUCUUUAUAUGUGGCACCAAUGGCUUUAACCCCAUGUGCAGAUACUACAGGCUGGAUAACCUUGAGUUGGAUGGUGAGGAGAUCAACGGGUUGGCACGGUGCCCAUUUGACUCCAAGCAAACCAACGUUGCCCUUUUUGCAGAGGGGAAACUGUAUUCCGCCACGGUGGCUGACUUUCAGGCCAGUGAUUCUGUCAUUUAUCGCAGUAUGGGUGAUGGAUCUGCCCUGAGGACCAUCAAAUACGACUCCAAGUGGCUUAAAGAACCUCAUUUCCUGCACGCAGCCGAGUAUGGGAAUUAUGUGUACUUUUUCUACCGAGAGAUUGCAGUGGAGCACAGCAAUCUGGGCAAGGUGGUCUACUCUCGCGUCGCCCGCAUCUGCAAAAAUGACAUUGGUGGGUCACAGCGCGUUCUGGAAAAACAUUGGACAUCUUUCGUCAAGGCGAGACUGAACUGCUCCGUGCCGGGGGACUCCUUCUUCUACUUUGACGUGCUUCAAUCCAUCACUGACAUCAUCAACAUCAACGGUGUCCCGUCCGUUGUGGGUGUGUUCACCACACAGAUGAACAGUAUUCCAGGGUCAGCGGUGUGUGCUUUCUCCAUGGCCGACAUCGAGAAAGUCUUCCAUGGUCGAUUUAAAGAGCAGAAGACUGCUGACUCCAUAUGGACGCCAUUCCCAGAGGAGAAGCUACCUAAACCUCGACCCGGGUGCUGUGCAGGUUACGGUCCAGCUGCAUCCUUUAAGAGCUCCAUCGAGUUCCCGGAUGAAACCCUGCAGUUCAUCAAGUCCCACCCUCUAAUGGACACAGCUGUGCCUUCCAUUGGGGACGAGCCAUGGUAUACAAAGACGCGUGUCAGGUACAGGCUGACGGCACUGUCUGUGGACAACGAAGCAGGUCCGCACAAAAACUACACAGUGGUUUUUAUUGGUUCGGAGUCGGGUGUUGUUCUCAAAGUUCUGGCAAAGACCUCGUUCACGUCCCUGAAUGACAGUUUGCUUCUGGAGGAGAUAGACGUCUUCAACAAGGCCAAGUGCUUGUCUAACCAUGACGACGAUAAGCGCGUCUUGUCACUACACGUGGACAAAGACGCCCAUAGCCUGUAUGUUGCCUUUUCAAGUUGCGUCAUCCGAAUUCCCUUGAGUCGCUGUGAAAGGCAUUCUUCCUGCCACAAGUCAUGCAUUGCAUUACGUGAUCCCUAUUGUGGAUGGAGGCCUCAAGGAGCCUGUGAGAGGAUACAGCCUGGUCUUUUGACGGGCUAUGAGCAGGAUAUUGAAUUCGGAAACACUAACCACUUGGGAGACUGUCAGGCAUUUUUGGGCACUACAUCAGCACCAGAUUACAAAUCAUUUGGUGACCCUACCUCUGACAUGGAGUUUUCAUCAGCACCAGUCACUGUCCUGCCCAGUGGGCCCAUACCUCCCCCAGUUCUCAUUCCCACUCAGAGCCCCAGCUCUGGGACCGCUCCAGAGCUCUACGGCUCAGGCUUUGUGCUGCAGGAUGACCCAGCCACCUCUCAUUCUUUAGACUCUCUCCCAGGGGGGCAAGAGGGCGUCUGGGACAUCCAAGCAAGUGAAACCAGCCAGAUGGUCCACAUGAACAUCUUGAUUACCUGCGUUUUUGCUGCUUUUCUCAUGGGCGCCCUACUAGCAGGCUUGAUUGUGUUCUGCAAUCGAGAAUCAUUUAUGCGAAAGCAACGACGUGUCCACAAAGAUGCGGAAUCCGCGCCGUCCUGCUCGGACUCUGCCGGAAGCUUCGUCAAGCUCAACGGUCUCUUUGACAGCCCUGUAAAGGAGUACCAGACAAAUGUGGAUUCUCCUAAGCUGUAUACCAACCUGCUGAGUAAAGACCUGAAAACACCAAAUGGUGACACCAGGACCAUGAUCCUGCGGGAUGGUUGUCCGCCUCCCGAGUUGUCCGCUCUACCAACACCUGAUUCCACUCCUGUUCUUCAGCAAAAAGGCUUGCAGCCCAUCAAAAACCAGUGGGAGAGGGAUCACCGGAAGGUCAGCGGUCAUCGCAAAGAAUCCAACUCGACAGCCAAGAGUCCUCAGCUUCUUAUUCCUUCGCCGGGUCCUCCCAAGUCCAACUCCCAUCAUCCUCACCUGGCUUUGGGACAUUCGCACAUCCCCAGUGCUGUGGUCCUGCCCAACGCCACACAUGACCACCCAUAUUUGGACAGCGGCGAUGAUACUCUGCCACAUCCUUCUGACAAGAAGCACAAGAAUCCAGACGCGAAAGGAAGUAGGAAAGAGCAGAAGCGAUCGGUGGAUGCGAGGAAUACACUAAAUGACCUUUUAAAACAUCUCAAUGACUCGGUGGCCAACCCAAAGGCCAUUCUUCUGGAGGGAUCGGGGCCCCGCCCUCGGCAACACCUCACACUGGAACCCAUGGAGGAACUGACGGAAUUACCGCCCAGGGUGCCAAGUCGCGAGGCCUCUUUGUACUCUCCUUCCUCCUCCCUGCCUAGGCACAGCCCCACCAAGAGGGUGGACGUCCCCUUGACGUCUCCCACUCCCACCACACCAACGGGCAGCCUAAGCAUGGGGGGUACAUUGGAGAGGCCAAGAGGAGGAUAUCAGCUCCAACGGAGUGCAUCUCACAGGCACUCCUUGUCCACCUCAACCAACGGGGUGACUAUGGGCGUAUCUGUGUCUCGCCAACACAGUAUGAACAGAGGGGGUUACAUGCCUCCAACGCCCCCCUCCAGACUCGAUUCCCACAUGGGAAUGAUGGGGGCAGGCAUGCACUCUCCCAACCCUCCUUUAUCCCGACAGAGCAGCUACAGUGGGCAUGGCUCACUCCCUCGCACGGGACUUAAAAGGACCCCUUCGCUAAAGCCAGAUGUGCCCCCCAAACCAAAUGGCUUUUCACCACAGACUUCACAGAUGCGAGUGGUCAAUAAGUACAGCUAUUAG